Molecule: messenger RNA, 447 nt
Organism: Mytilus trossulus (common blue mussel)
Lineage: Eukaryota; Metazoa; Mollusca; Bivalvia; Mytilida; Mytilidae
Product: ankyrin repeat domain-containing protein 40-like
Exons: 6
Coding region: 1-447 (148 amino acids)
Molecular function (GO): protein binding
Source: RefSeq, a predicted model, not a curated record
AUGUCAGUUGUAUUAUUCCAGAAGUUUGGACAGACAGCAUUAAUGUCGGCUGCCGUGUGUGGACACCUGGAGAUCUGUAGACUCCUCAUUGAUACAGGAUGUACGAUCGACAUCACAGAUAAGUAUAGUGGAUGGACAGCAUUAAUGUGGGCUGCCCAGUGGGGAUACCUGGAGAGUGAUGGAAGAACAGCUUUACAUUGGGCUGCUAGGAAGGGACAUCUACAGACCACAAGAUAUCUGGUAGAACAAGGUGCCAGUCCCUUAGUUACAACACAUGAGGGUCAGACUCCAUACGACUUAGCAGCAGAAAGGACGAAAGGACAGUUUAACGAAGUGAUGAAAGGACAGUAUAAAGAAGUGGUGAAAUACUUACAGACUGUCAUGUCAGAGAAAUCUUCAGGUGACACUGCUGGACAAGGGAGAGAAGGUGACAAGUUAAUGGCCUAA